GCUAUGUCUUAAUUAAUUCUCUUGUGUGUAAUCUCAAUAAUGCUGAGUCAGCAGUUUUUGCGUCUGGAAUUAAUAAUCUUGAUGGAAUAAGCUAACAAGAUGGCCGUACAGGACAUUGUAGGAACCUGGUUUCCCUCAGGAUACUUCGGGCAUUUCAGAAGCAAAACAAGAAAUGACAUUCUACAAGAGUACAGACAUGCUGCUGCCCCCAGCCCGCCUGAGAAGUUCGUACAGAGAGUCAGGCUCUGCCCAGAUCGUCACACAUUCUCCAAACACGACAACAGACAUUCGUUCCCGACAGAUGCAAGCUACUUUGAUACGGGUCUUGGACGGCGGAAAAGCGGGAGAGCUUCCACCGUAUUCAAACCCGAUUUCAUCGCUUGGAUUCCUCACCAGGAUGAACUGAAGAAAGAAGGAGCGGCAAUGUCUGUUUAUAGAUUAAACUUCAGACACGGAGAUACGUCACCCGAACCCGCAUCUCAGCGUCUAUCACCAACCGUUCGCCGCAAGAUGGCGUACCAGGAAGACAAUUUCGGAAAACAAAAAUGGAAGAGCGAUUACAAAAUGUAUUUUCAACACGGGCAACCAAACCAUAAAGUCGACACAGACUUCAAUACAGGACGACAAUAUGAAGGUUCUGAAUUCAAUACCCGAUCGUACCAUGAUGUCAACUCGACAGGAAAACUUAGAAAAAUUGUUCCUCAUUAUCUGGCGCAUACUGAAUCCGUAGCCCGGAGAAUAAAAUCGGCUCCUUUAAUGAGACUUAGCGUAGGAGACUGCCUCAUGUGGCCGAAAAAGCAACUAAACGAGUCGAUCGUAAUUCCGAAUCGUUAUGACAAAAAGUCCGAACAUUAUAAAUUUAGGAACCCUCUCCAAGCCAAACUGCCUCGCAAAUUCAAAGACUGCCACGGUCCCACUAAAGAUGAGCUUCUCAAGCCUCCUCCCUACCAUCAACGAGAAAAAGUACACUUGCGCCCUCCGGGGGUUACCAAGCGUCCCCAAAGCGAACGAAGAGCGGAAAGCUACGUUCGUGUCCCCUCUACUACAGCCACUACUAUGACGUAUGAAACCCCACAUUAUGACGUCACCCCCACUCCCCCAGUCACCCCUAGGCCACCUCCAGCUUACGAAGCCGCUCCAACUCCCCCUGUUACGCCAAGACCGCCUGUGACGCCACGUGACGUCACAAUGAUUCAACGACCCCCGCCAACCGCACGUGACGUUGCGAUGACGUCACAGUAUCAUUCCAACGGUUGUAUGACUCCAGCUGCGACCCCAGUGACGUACUUUGCACCCACUGAUUCAACGCUAACCCCAACAUGGGUGAAGCAGGGUAACCCGAUCCCAACUGUCGUAGUAAAUUAGAUAAUAUAUUAGUCAAUUGAAGCAAACUACCAGUGCACUGAUAAUUGGGCUUAUGAAUUGUUUUGCAAAAUUAUUGUAAUUAAAUGUAAUGAAAUCGCUUUUUUCCGGAACUAAUAGACCAACCAAUUUCAAUUUUUCAUCAUCUAUAAAUGGAGGUAGUCGUUACGAAGCUAAUAUUUUUAAUUUGUUUAAUUUCUUUCGAAUCUUACAGGAAGAUGUUUUACACGAAUAUUUGCCUUUAAUUUAAAUCUAUUGAGAAACUCUUUUAUUUAAUACGGGAAUACAUUUUUCCGUCACGGUUUUUCUCAUCAACCAAUCUGCCAAUCAAUCCCAAAUUUUCACACCUCAAUGAUUGAAAAGGUUGUUAAAAGGCUAUUAAUUUUAAUUUUUUAUCCAAGCUAUCGAUGUUUCACGAGUUGUAAGAAGGCUAAUACCCUUUUAUUUCUUACGAGUCCGUGGGUUUCGAAAUUUAGCGAACGUUUGCCAAUUUGACAGUGCUGUGAUAAUGGGGCUCAUUAAUUGUUUUGCAAAAUUAUUAUUGUUGGUGCAAAAAUAUCGUUUUCCUCCGGAAAUAAUUGUUCAUCAAUUUCAAUUUCUCAAAGAUAGAAGAAGUCUUUAGGAGGCUAUAACUUUUAAUCUCUCUUCCAGGCUAUCGAUGUUUCACAGAAAAUAUGUUUGUAUUUUGAUCUAUGGGAACACUAUUUAUGAUAUAUGGGAACACCCCAUUCCACUACACUUGUCCACCGAUCUUUUCAGCAUACUAGGUGAUUUGCUGUGUCCUGUGAAACCCGAUAUUGCACCCGAAUUAGGCAGUUAUAUUUGAAUUAAAGGGAACACUUUUUUUUUAUAAAUUAUGGGAACACUUUAUUCCAUCAUGCUUCUCCACCAAUUUUUUCAGCAAACUAAGUGCUCUGCUGACUUACCAUUCUCAUAUUAUUGAGGAUUGCUCCCUCGUUUCAAAACAAAAAAUGUAUUUCCAAUAUAUAUUACUAAUCGCUCAAUCAAUUUCAUCACUUCAAGAUGGUAGAAGUCGUUAGCAGGCUAUUACUUUUAUUAUUCCUUAUGAGCCACAAGGGGCACAACAUGACGUCGAAGUUAAUUUGUUUCUUUUUGAUUUAUGAAGUGAAGAAACAGUGCUGUGGUAGGAACAUAAAUGAGGAUCGUUUCGUAAAAUUAUUGUUAUUUCAAAUCAAUGUUUUCUCAAUCAAUUUCAAAUGUGCAUAACUUUAAGAUGUUACAAUAGGUGAAUAGGCUAUUACUUUUAAUAUUUCUUAUGAGCCACAAGGGACACAACAUGGCGACCAAAUUAUGCUGUUCAUUUUGAUUCAUAAAAUAAAAGUAAAAAGUGCUGUUGAAUAAGAAUCGCAAAUUUAUUGUAAUUGUUUAAAAAAAAAUUGAUUUUCUCAUCAAGUAAUUGGGCGAUCAAUUCCAAAUUUCCAUACCUUCAAGAUGAAGAAAGUUGAUAGGAGGAUAUUACUUUUGUUAUUUCUUAUAAGCCCAGUAAGAGGGGGGGGGGUAAAGGUAGAAAAACAGUGCUGUAAAAUAAGGGUCGUUUUGUAAAUUUAUUGUAUUUUCAAAUCAAUGUUAUCUCGUAUAAAUUUCAAAUUUUCAUAACUUAAAUAUGGAGAAAAUUAUUAGAAGAGUAUUACUUUUUCUUAUGGGUCACAAGGGACACAACAUGGCGUCCAAAUUAUGCUAUUUUAUGUGAAAUGUGGAUAUCCAAAAUAAGGCGAGCAAGAUCUAAUUUAACAAAUUUUUUUUAUGCCCCUCACGACAUGUGUACCACUUCGCUUCGGGCAUCGUGUUCCUAUAUUUGAGCAUUUUUCUCUUUUUUGUUUAUUAUUAAUAAAAUAAUUGUAGUGAAUUAUUUGAAUUCUUAGUUUUUUUAACGAGGCCAGCGCAAAACUGCAAAUUUUCUCUAAAAAAAUAUAUAUUUAUUACGGAUAUACCUAUUUUUCAUGAAAGUUUUAUCAUCGAAUUCACUGAUCUGAGCCUAGUACUAACUUUUGGUACUCUAAAAUUUCAUUGGUUUUUAAUAUUACCCGCAUCCAAUUAAUUUAAUAUUCUUUCUUGUUUAUAUUUGAUAAACAAGUUUUUUGAGUCUUGGUUAUUAUUUA
Styela clava is the source of this 3482-nucleotide messenger RNA. RefSeq lists its product as uncharacterized. Lineage: Eukaryota; Metazoa; Chordata; Ascidiacea; Stolidobranchia; Styelidae. The record is from RefSeq and is a predicted model, not a curated record.